GAGAUGGAGAGACUGCUGGAGGAAAAUGAGGAUCUCAAGUGUGAGAUUGAAGAGAUGAGGACCGAGAUGGACGAGAUGAGAGACACUUUCUAUGAAGAAGACACUUGUCAGCUGCAGGAGAUGAGGCGUGAGCUAGAGAGAGCCAAUAAAAACUGCCGGAUCCUGCAGUAUCGUCUGCGGAAGGCUGAGAGGAAGAGACUGCGCUACGCCCAGACGGGAGAGAUCGAUGAGGAGCUGCUCAGGAGUCUGGAGCAGGACCUGAAGGUAGCGAAAGAUGUGUCUGUGAGGCUGCACCAUGAGCUGGAAAAAGUGGAGGAGAAACGCACAAAGACAGAAGAGGAGAAUGAAAAACUGAGACAAAAACUCAUAGAGGUGGAGGUGACCAAACAAGCUCUGCAGAACGAAUUAGACAAAACCAAAGAGUCUCAGAAGAGAAGAGGAAGCAAGGAUAUCCAGAAGACAGACAAGAAAGCAGCACAGACUCCUACUGAGGAGGACAAUGAGGACCUUAAAUGCCAGCUAGCAUUUAUAAAAGAGGAGGCCGUGCUUAUGAGAAAGAAGACGGCCAAGAUUGACAAAGAGAAGGACCGACUAGAGCAAGAGCUGCAGAAGUACCGCUCCUUCUAUGGAGAACUGGACAGCACCCAUCCUAAAGGAGAGGCUGGGGGGCCACCCACCACCCGCGAGUCAGAACUGAAGCUGCGGCUCCGCUUGGUGGAAGAGGAGGCCAACAUCCUGGGGAGGAAGAUAGUUGAGUUGGAGGUUGAAAACCGAGGCCUGAGGGCCGAGCUUGAUGACCUCCGAGGUGAAGGAGAAGGAGCUGGAAGCUCUGGGUGUGGAGGAAUGGGUGGGCCGGGCACGGGGCGAGGACUCGGGGACGAUCUGACGGAGCUCCGACAGCAGCUGCAGCUGGUAGAGGACGAGGCAGAGCUUCUUAGGAGGAACCUAGCUGAUGCUGAAGAACAGAACAAGAGGGUGACCGCAGAGCUGAACAAGUUACGGUUCAAAGCCGGCACCCACGAGGGAGGUGCUAGGCAUGGAGGAGGAGGAGUCACAGGAGGUGCAGGGAUUGAUGGAGCAAAGGCAGAGGCCCUGCAGGAGGAGCUGAAGGCAGCAAGGCUACAGAUUAAUGACCUAAGUGGAAAGGUAAUGCAGCUGCAGUACGAGAACCGUGUGCUCCUCUCCAACAUGCAGCGUUAUGACCUGGCCUCCCAUCUCUCCCUGCGGCCCAGCCCACGGGACAGCGAUGCAGAGAGCGAUGCCGGUGGUGCGACAAGUGGCCGUCGCGAGAGCGACGAAGACUCCACCUCUUCCCGCCUCGUCCCACCUCACCGCAAACGCGAGGGCCCUGUCGGCGGGGAAAGUGACUCAGACGAGGUCAGAAACAAUAAUGGCAACAGCCGCUGCCUGACGCCCACACGGAGCCUCUACACCCCCACCGGACCCGAGGGCUGCAGCCUGCGCGACAGGCAACAAAUGAUUGACAUCCGUGUGGAAGCGGAGAGGCUUGUUCGGACCAUCGACCGGCUCAUCGCUGACACGGCCACCAUCAUCUCAGAGGCCAUGGUCUAUGUUUCCAAUGGCGACCUGAUGCUUGGGAGAGGAGGGGAGGACGGUGGAGAGGAUGAUGGGAGCAGGAUCAGGGAACAUGAGCUGCUGUAUCGAAUUAACGCCCAGAUGAAGGCCUUCAGAAAAGAGCUGCAGGCCUUUAUAGACAGACUGGAAGUGCCGAGGCUGGAGGACAGAGAGUCAGAGGAGCCACUUUCGGUGAGAGAAAGAAUGUUCCAGCCCAUCAUUUUGCUCAUCCUCAUCCUCGUGUUGUUCUCAUCCCUCUCUUAUGCCACCAUCUUUAAACUAGUCUUUCUUUUUACUCUCUUCUUUGUUCUGUGA
Xiphias gladius (swordfish) is the source of this 1890-nucleotide messenger RNA. RefSeq names its product protein SOGA3-like. Lineage: Eukaryota; Metazoa; Chordata; Actinopteri; Istiophoriformes; Xiphiidae. Gene Ontology annotation, biological process: regulation of autophagy. The record is from RefSeq and is a predicted model, not a curated record. The transcript has 9 exons. The coding region runs from base 4 to 1890 and encodes 628 amino acids.